Messenger RNA from Penicillium verrucosum, 1143 nucleotides. RefSeq lists its product as uncharacterized. The coding region runs from base 1 to 1143 and encodes 380 amino acids. The record is from RefSeq and is a predicted model, not a curated record. Lineage: Eukaryota; Fungi; Ascomycota; Eurotiomycetes; Eurotiales; Aspergillaceae. The transcript is spliced from 4 exons.
AUGCCUCUCCCUCGCAUCCCAGACCUGAGUCUUCCAUCUUUUCGGGAGCUCGACGAGUCUAUCGAAGUCAACAGGCGCAACCAGCCGAGCUCGCAUCUUUCUAACAAUAUGUACGAUGGAACAGAUAGCAGUUCCUCGUCUUCGCCGCAGAAGAUGAAUACCAUUCCCAACCCGUACCCACCCUAUCCAGCUAAUGGAUGGCUUGUCCCGCCUGACCCUAGCCAGAAUGCUUUUCGUGGCCCCGGAUUUACCUACCAAAACGUCUCUGCCGGGGCUCCUCAAGCCAAUGUGAACGCGGAGAAGGAGAUGACUCUCGCCCCUGGACUCCCAGUACGCCUGAAGGAACCCCAGCCAAUCCAGACAUCCCCAACCUCUACACAAUCGACUCUUAGCUCCGCACAGACAACAAUCCGCGAGCGACUAUCACCAAACACCCCAGUGGCAUCAACCACGAAGACCCCCGCCAACGCGCCUCGACGAAUUCCAACAAAUCGGGCCCAACCGAACAAACAAAUCAACCGCCAAAGGAUUAACCGCGAUGCAACCGCAAACCACCGAGUGCAGAGACGGCGAAUCGGCGUCCACUUCUCAGAAGUAGCAGCACACACCGCAAAAUGCGACGUCUGCAACAAGCGCAACAAGAACGGCAUGUCUCGCUGCCAGAACUGCGGCUGGCAAAUCUGCCGCAAGUGUCUGAGCGACCGAAACGGAGACCGAACUCACGCUUCCUUCGGAGCGACUCAUGUCCCCGAGGGCGGCGGCGAUAUGCCACUGUCUUUGCCACCUGUGGACGGGACCCAAGACCGUCGAUCCUCUGAGUCCAUUGCCCAUGUUAGGGCUGCGCAAACCUUGCUGGAUCUUGGAUCUUUGGUUAACCCAACGGGAACUACUGGUACUACCCGUGUUGUGAGAGGUAUUGCAGGUGGACAGACAGUGGUUCAUGGGCCUCGCCGAGUCAUGCAGCAGCAGAUUGAUUCUUUGUCUACGGAUUCUGAUAUGACCUUGUCGAUUACUGGGGAGGAGGUGUGGCCUCAGGAUGAGACUGAUAUCCCUAUUGGUGAGGACGGUUUGCCUGUUGGGUAUAUCAUAACACGUCGCAAUCCUGCACGUGCUGCGAGACCUUCUACAAAGAUGGCGGAGUAA